AUGUAUACUGCAUUAUAUAUUGUCCUGCUAUUGCCUUCGAUAUUCAUUGGAACGAAUGCUCAUGUUCUGAAUCCUUGGAGGGGAAUUGUUGGAGGAGUCACUGCAAGAGCGGGUGAAUUCCCGUACUUCGCCUCGUUGAGAGAUGAAUAUGGACACUUCUGUGGUGGCACCAUAAUCAGCCCUAUACAUGUACUCACUGCUGGUCAUUGUUUAUCCAAACCGGGAUCUCGUUUCUACGUUGCAAGUGGAUUAACUUGGAGAGACGAUUCUAAUGCUAUUAUCAGUGAAGUGAGGUCGUUUCAACUUCACCCCGAUUUUGUAGCAUAUACACCUGGUCGGGGGCUCAAGAAUGACGUUGCGGUUAUUACAUUGAAGAACAAACUCAAUCUUGAUGGGAUUCGAUUGAAAGCGCUGAAAUUGCCAACUGAAGAUUACGUUGACGGAUCAAUUGGUACGGCCAUUGGCUUGGGAAAAAUAAAUUCAGUCUGGGAUAAAGAUUACACCAAACUUCCGAAUCAACUUCAAAGAUUGGAUUUGGUAAUCAAGGAUGAAAUCUGCCAGAAAUUCGUGACUCAGCCAUGGAGAGACAUAUUGUGCGGAGUGAAUCCAAGAGCAACGAUAUGUGGGGGUGAUAGUGGAAGUCCCCUAAUCAUUAACGAUGUUAUCGUUGGGAUUGCAUCAGCUUCUGAUUGCGAGGUUGGAGCAGAAGCCUUGUACGUCAAUGUGUUCCAUUAUAAAAAAUUUAUUGAGAAAGUCAUGAAGAGUAGUUACUUUAAUUAA
Molecule: messenger RNA, 780 nt
Organism: Diachasma alloeum
Lineage: Eukaryota; Metazoa; Arthropoda; Insecta; Hymenoptera; Braconidae
Product: mite allergen Der f 3
Exons: 4
Coding region: 1-780 (259 amino acids)
Biological process (GO): proteolysis
Molecular function (GO): serine-type endopeptidase activity
Source: RefSeq, a predicted model, not a curated record